GCAGAUUAGUCAGAAUUAAUGUCAGAAAUAUUAUGAAGCUUUUUAUUUUUAGUUAAUGUCUUGUGUUUGUGAAAUUUGCAGUUGAUUCUUGUCUUGUUUCGCUUGUAGUUUAUUUUCACACAAAAUUCGCAGUAAAUGUUGAGCCCUACGUAGACAGUACGUCUACUAAUUCCUGUCCCAUAAAUGGAGCGACAUGAGCGCCACCUACGAGAACUAUGUUUAUUAUAAGAAAGCGCGCCGAAGGUUUGCCCUUAAGACCUAUAUACUUUUGUUUGUCUGGCAGAUUUUGGCCAUUUUGCAGUGGGCCGUCGUUUGCCUCAUAGAUGAAGUACGCGACUUCUUCAUUGAGUACUAUUAUAUCAGCUUUGUGGCAUUUGUUUUGGCAGUUCUCCUGUUUGGUCUCUUCAUAUUCAUUGAGAAGUUGCGUUUCAUCCCAGCAUUGAAUUUUAUAGUCUGCCUAAUAAUUGUUGAGCUGCAAAUUAUAGCGCUGUUUGCUUUAGUCGUUCGCACUUACUGGAUGGAUCUAAUAAUAUUCUUUAUUAUAUGUUUUGUGCUUCUUUGGCUGUUCAUUCUGAUUGGUUCGUGUCUUCCGCGGAAGAUUGACCUGACCUUAGAUGUGGCCAUAUUAUUCAUUGUGGGCUUUCUGUUCCUGGCUAUUGCAGUCUUCUUUUUGAUGUUUCGAUUCUUGGUACCCCAAGUGAAGAUGUAUUCAUACAUAGUCUUCGAAAUCGCCGUAUCCAUAAUUAUUCUGUUCUUUGUCAUGUACCAUGCGCAAACCAUCAACGGCGGUCGAUUCGCCGAGAUGCGUCUGAACGACGCCUUACUGGGAUCGCUAAUUCUUUUCCACGACUUCCUUAUUAUUUAUUGGUUAACCUUCUACUGGCAAAUCCUAGAGAGACCUUUCACGCCCGACAAUUGGGAAUAUCUUUCCACACUGAGCACAACAACCAGCACUACUCCUAAGCCGGAUAAAGAAGAAGGGGUUGCUAACAAACCAGUAGUCCAGCGUAAUCAAGACGAAAACCAAGAUGAUAACGAAUAUGAAGCCGAAGAUAACGAUAAAGACGGAGACAGCGGCAAUGGGGAUGAUGAAGAAGACGAUGAAAAAGUAAAAAGUAGAGGCCAAGAUCGUGGUCAAGAGCAAGAGGAGGACGCAGAAGAGGACGAAGGGGCGAACGCAAAUAGAAGACAAAAACCUAAUUUCAACACAGGUGGAGACAAUGAUAGUGGAACUGGUUCCAGUAGAGGCUCUAAUAGAGCACCUGGUAAGCCCGCCAGGAAAAAGAUGUAUUCACGCAAACAGCCCAUGCUACACGCCGAAGGGAACCCGGAUGCAGGCCCCGAUGCCGACGCGAGCAGUGGCCAUCUUGCUGGCGUAGUUAGUGGAGACGAGGCAGGUGAGGUUGCUGGUGGGGUGGUGGAGAACGAACCUAAAAGCGCCAGAAUUAAUGCUGAGGAAGACAAUUCAGCUUUAGAUAAUGCAAAAUCCUCCAGAGUAAUCACAGUAAAAGCCGCCGAGCCCGGUGCAGCGGCAGAGCAAGGUGGAGCUCUGUCCGUUGGAGCCUCUGCCGAAGAGCCCAACACAAAUGAUGGAGCAGGUGGAGAUGCCGAUAUAGUUAAUGAAGAUUUAGCAAGCGACGCAGUUAAAGACGGGGAACACGCAGGAACUGCUUACGAUGCUACUGAGGCAGGCGCAGAAGGGGAUACCAAUAUAGAUGGGGAUGCACAAGACGCUGAAGAACACAAUUCAGUGGGAAAGGAUUCUGUUGAUGCGCUGGGAAGUGGCCAGUACCCAGGGAAUAUUAACGCUGGAGAUGAUCCCGGUGGUGCCGCCGGUGGCGACGUUGGAGGUGACGUUGGAAGUGUCGUUGGAGGUCACGUUAGAGGUGACGUUAGAGAUGUCGGUGGAGCCGCCGACGGUGCCACCGAUGGUGCCGCCGGGGGUAAUGCCGGUGGUGAUGAUGGAGGCGACGUUGGAAGUGUCAGAGGUGGAGAUCAUGUAGGUGAUGUUGGAAGUGUCGGUGGUGGUGAUGUUGGAGCUGAUGUUGGAGGUCACGAUGGAAGUGUCGUUAGUGGUGACGUUGGUGGUGAUGUUGAAGGUGUCAAUGGUGGAGAUGUUGGAGGUGAUGUUGGAGGGGAUGUUGGAGGAGACUUUAGAGAUGUCAGUGGUGCCAACGGUGGUGCAACCGAUGGUGCCGCCGGGGGUAACACUGGUGGUGACGUUGGAAGUUACGUUGGAGGUGACGUUGGUGGUGAUCCAGUUGUUGGUGGUGAUCCAGUUGUUGGUGCUGAGGACCCAGUAGGUGGCGCUGGUGCAGGCGCAAGUGAAGUUGAGGGCACAGGUGAUCAUGGUGGUGGAGUUAUUGAAGGUGACGCUGGAGCAAAUGCAGUACCAGCAACAGGAGUCAAUCCAGACACAUAUUUAGAGGCAGAAGCAGGCGCCAGUGCAGGUACAGAUGGAGACACUGGGAUCUAUGUAAAUAACGCGGCUGGUGCAGAUACGAACGAUCCUGCCAAUGGUAAUGCAGGAGGCCCUGAUGGAAACGCUUACCCUGAGUCCACUGGUAAAGAGGUGGCUGGAGUUGGCAAUGAAGGCGUCAAUGCUGAUGGCGCAGAUGGAGGCGUAGGGGGAUCUCAUAGAGGCGUAGGGGGAUCUGUUGGAGACUUCGGCGGAAGAGGCGAUCGAAAAGGAAAGCGUAAGAUCUGGAGAAGGAUGUGAAGCAGUUGGAAUACAGUUGAAAGCUGCCACAGGCUCGAUUUGGAAGUGCAUAAGUUUUGGAUGGCAAUGUGAAAAUCUCGACUAUAAAACCUAAAGAUCCUGAUAACGUUGAAUAAUAUCUAAUUCUACUUGAGGGUUACGAGUUAACCCUUUAAGCGUACACUGUACAUACAGAAAGCCAAUAAACAGAUAUUUGUGAUUGUCAGUUUACACAUACAAACAUAUCAAUAUUACUAACUAAUAACUAAUAACACUUACGCUUACAAUGUGCUUGUCUUUCUACUAACAAGUGACUAACAAACGACUGACCCAAAGAUUUAUCACUCAUAAGUCAAGUCACAACAACACCUGUUCAAUGAACUCCACAAAAGAAAACCGUUCGUCCAAUUACGGCCAGAACACGUGCAGACCCCAUAAAAACGUACGAGUACAGCAGAUACAUAAGUACAUUACCCAUAACACAUACUUAAGCGUACCCAUCCAGACCCACAUCUUGGCGAACCUUAACAGUUCGAGCAUACUUUAAAUGAGACAGUACGAGUAUUAUAUCUGUUCUAGAAGAGACCUAAUUGUACUUAAACUAUUUUAAUAAAAACUUAUAAAUAGUGAAA
Drosophila montana is the source of this 3330-nucleotide messenger RNA. RefSeq lists its product as uncharacterized. Lineage: Eukaryota; Metazoa; Arthropoda; Insecta; Diptera; Drosophilidae. Bases 194 to 2719 code for a protein of 841 amino acids. The transcript is spliced from 5 exons. The record is from RefSeq and is a predicted model, not a curated record.